This is a messenger RNA of Nezara viridula (southern green stink bug), 1253 nucleotides long. The record is from the annotation of a GenBank genome assembly. Lineage: Eukaryota; Metazoa; Arthropoda; Insecta; Hemiptera; Pentatomidae.
GUGUGUUUUUUUAUAUAUAUAACUAUUUAUUUCGGUUUAUUCUUUUUUUUUUUUUUUUUGAGGGGGGGAAGAGGAGUUUAAUAAUGAUAGGUAUAUUAAAUCCUUAAAAAAAAAAACUUUUUUUUAUUAUUCAUAGAAAGUUGUCAGUUUCUACAAAUAUACGUAUGUGCCUAUAAAUAAGUUUCAUACCUUAAAUUAAACUUAUUUUCCUUUUUGACCAUUAACUUAAAUUGUUUUUUGAAAUAACUUGAGCUAAUAGGAAAACCUCUGAUCUAAUUUUACUAAAUAAUCAUUCAGAUAACAUAGUUUACAACUUUUCAAAGAGCAUAAGUACGAAGAUGGGCGAGAAUAAUUUGUUCUUGAACUGCGGUAACACUGCUCCUUAGACUCUAGUUGGCGGGAAGAUGCGUUAAAGGAUCAAUAAAGGAACGGAGGUAGCGGAACUGUUACAAUUCACAAUAACGUUUGUUUUUAGUUUGCUAUUACAAUGGACUGUUACAAGAAAAAAAGAUUUAGUGCGGAGGAAAUAAAUUUCCUAACUUCACAAGUGUUAAAAAGAGCGAUAGUUCUAGAAAAUAAAGAAUCUGAUGCUCUUACAAACUCGAAAAAGAAAAGGGCUUGGAAAGAAAUUUUUACUGAAUUCAACUCUAUUGGAGAACACAGUUAUAGAACAUUACCUCAGCUAAAGAAGUGCUGGGACAAUAUAAAAUCAAAGCGUAAAAAAGCUCUAGUUGAACAAAGACGAAGGGUAGUUUUUGAAGAUCACAAAUACCUCCCAAAAGAAGAACAUGUCUUACCAGACCAAAUUCCACUGUUCACUAACAUUGAAAUACCCACGAGUGUGGACAGCAACAACACAGGGAACGAUUAUUCCUGCAUAUUGGACGAGAGCUCAGGAAAAAUGAAGAGGAAAACAAUUUGUGAGGACGCAUCGAUCGACCUUGAGCUGCAAGCUAAGUUAAAACGCCAGGCCAUGCUGUCCAAACAUGAAGAAGAUUUGCACAAAAUAAGGAAGGAGGAGCUCUAUAUUCGGAAGAAAAUUGCCCAAGAAGAUUUGAAGAGGUCACAAAUGGAAACUAUAUUCGCUCAAAAGAAAAUGGAAUUGGAAUUAGCUCUAUUAAAAAAGCAAAUGGAAUAAAUAAAAAAAUUGUUUUUCAUUAUUUAUAUUUUUACUACUAAAUACUGUUUGUAAAUAGUUGUUGUUGUUAUUUGUUUACAAUUAUCAAUUUCUCAAGUUCAAUAAAAUGUUUUUG